This is a messenger RNA of Stylonychia lemnae, 828 nucleotides long. The record is from the annotation of a GenBank genome assembly. Lineage: Eukaryota; Ciliophora; Spirotrichea; Sporadotrichida; Oxytrichidae.
AUGUCUUACGAAACAAGUUCAAGUGCUAAAAUAUAUAUAAAUAAAAACCUCAAGGAUAAAGAACUUGCUGAUGAACCACUUCUAGAUAGUGGAAAUUAUUAAGAAAUAGCUUAAUAGCUGAAAGUUUAGCUUGAUCAACUUUCAGACUUUAUGACUAGUCUAAACAGCAAUAUGUAAAAGUAUGAGUAAUCUCAAAAUAGAAGACCCUCUUAAUCGAAAGAAGAUUACUUGAAUGAGCAAGAUUAGAGGACGAGAAAGAAUAUAGAAGAUCUAUUAAGAAAAAAUGCAAUGCAAAUUAGUACAAUCAAAAGAGGUUUAGAUCACUUGAGUGACAUCUAAGUUUCAGGAGUCAAAGAUAAUUAAGCUAGAAUGCGAGAGUAUAAUUCUAUAAAGUCUUCUCUUAAUGAAAUGACGAAAAAGUUUGAAACAUAUGCUAAGAGAUUUGGUGACACAGAAGAACUAAACUUAAAAAACUAUAGAGAUUCAGUCUUAAAUCCAAAUAAAAAAUUAAGAGAAAGAGCAGAGAUUGAAUAAAUAGAAGACUACUUAAAAGAGAGGAAAGAGCAGCUUGAUAAAGUACAUAAGCUAAUGGGAGAUGUCCAUUCUAUAGCUAAGGAUAUUGGAGUCGAAGUUGUCGUUCAAGGCAAAAAGAUAGAGGAAAUUAAUACAGAGAUGGAGUCGGCUAAGGAAAAUGUAGAAGGAGGAAAAGAGUAAUUAUAAUAGAAGAGAGAUCGAACCAUCAGAGGAAAUAAGUGGAUAAUGUUUCUAUUUGCUGGAGUUUUAGGAUUGGUUUUAAUACUUUUACUGGUUAUCUUUCUAAGAAGAUGA